AUGGAUCGAAUUGCGUCUGCUACAUUCUCUUGCCCAGCGAUUUCAAUGUCUCGUCUCUUUAGAAUCAAACCAUUUGGCUUAAACCUGGAUGAUAUCAUGACCAAUCGCCAAAAGAAUUUCUCGUGUCGAGUAGCUGUAGCUUCUGGAGAUACAACCUUUGACUUAGAACACAAGAAACACGAUCUACUUAGAGCUGUGACUGUGGAAGGGUUUAAUGGCGGUGAAGACAUUGAUUUAGUGAAAUUAGAUGGAACAUGGAGGUUACAAUAUACAUCAGCACCUGAUGUGGGUCAGGUUUAUCAGAAGUUUGAGUGUAGAGAUAGAUCGGACGGUGGGAUUAUUCGGAAUGUUGUUCAAUGGAGUCUUCCAAGCUUGUUAGAGGAGCAAGAAGGUGCAACACUUGUUGUUACUGCAAAAUUCGAUAAGGUCACUAGUCGGAACAUCUACCUUCAGUUUGAAGAGAUAAGUGUUAGAAACAUUAUCAUUAAUGAGCAGCUUCAAGCUCUCAUUGCACCUGCAAUACUUCCUCGCUCAUUCUUAACCCUACAGAUUUUGCAGUUUAUCCGUAAUUUCAAAGCUCAGAUUCCAGUAACCGCAACCAGCCCGGGAAGGAGAUCUGUAGGUGGAUUGUAUUACCUGUCUUAUCUCGAUAAUAACAUGCUCUUGGGUCGAUCUGUUGGAGGAGGAGGAGUAUUUGUCUUUACAAAAUCUCAACCCCUCGAGCUGUGA
Messenger RNA from Arabis nemorensis, 729 nucleotides. Lineage: Eukaryota; Viridiplantae; Streptophyta; Magnoliopsida; Brassicales; Brassicaceae. The record is from the annotation of a GenBank genome assembly.